AUGAGCUGCGUCAACAACAGUCAGAUGAAUAGAGAUUUUGCAGAGACCAUUCAGCUGUGUGAAAACUUGGCUUCAGAGAAGGACGAGGUAGUUGCCGAGUGCGACUACCUGAAACAAGAGCUGGGAAUGUUCAUAGAGCAGACUGAAAGUUUAGAGAAGGAGCUGGCGGUCCUGUCCAAGGAACUGAAGGAGAGGAAGGAUUUGGAUGAGUUCAAAUCUCUGGAGGAAGAGUUCAGGAAUGAGCAAGAGAGUGAGUUUCAAAAGGAAAUUUCUAGUCUAAAGAAGGUUGUCAACUCUUACGAGGUCCAGAACCUGGAGCUUCAGAAUAAACUACAAACUGUGUCUGGGGAGCUGGAAAAGAAAACAGAAUUUGCAGAGGAUCUUCAGAAAAUGAGUGGUAAAGACUUGGUGCAAGAGGUGGCGAAGCUUCGCCGCUCUCUGGACGACGCAGAGGGGAUCAGCAGGGACACCAAGAAGGAAUGGGCCUUCCUCCGUAGUGAAAACAUUGCUUUGAAGGAGCAGAAUAUGAACCUGACUGAAAACCAUGGGAAGAUGGAGGCAGAGCUGAACAGCCUGCAGGUUCAUCUGGAGAAAGAGCAAUCGCGCUACAAGAAGAUGCAGACGGAUCUCCAAAAAGAGCUGAAUAUUGCAUUUGAUGAAAACACCAAGCUCACCACCCUGCUGGAUGGCAAAGUUCCCCAAAAUUUGAUAGACAGCUUGCAGCUUGAGAGAACCGUGGCCGACCUGAAUAGAGAGCUGACAGCGUCCAAUCAGGCAAAGGAAGCACUCGGAGCUCAGCUGGAACAACUGGCUUCACUUCAGACUCUUCCAGAAAAAGUGGACAGCUUGACAGGACAGUUAUGUAAUUUGACAGAAGAGCUAAAUGAUGUUAAAACUCAAAGAGACGGCCUGCUCUCAGUUCGAGCUGAAGAUCAGCAAGAGUCUCAGAAGCUCAGAGAGUCUUUACAUACGUCUCAAGAAGAGGUUUUGAACAUUCAAGCAGAGCUUGGAGCGUCUGCUCUCAGAGAGACGGAGCUGGAACAGCAGCUGGAGCUUACUCCGCUCAGAAGAAACUAG
This is a messenger RNA of Cololabis saira (Pacific saury), 1077 nucleotides long. RefSeq names its product centromere-associated protein E-like. Bases 1 to 1077 code for a protein of 358 amino acids. Lineage: Eukaryota; Metazoa; Chordata; Actinopteri; Beloniformes; Belonidae. The record is from RefSeq and is a predicted model, not a curated record. The transcript is spliced from 9 exons.